AUGAAAUAUAUUUUAUUAUUCCUAUUUUUAUUUAAUAUUUUUUUAAUUGUAUCAUCAGAAUUUGAUGUAUUUAAAUUACAAUCAAAGGGCUGUGAAAAUACCACAUUAACUCUUCAAGAAUGUGGUAAAUUUUGUAAUGAAUAUUUAUUUAUCGAGAACGUAAAAUCAAUCAAAGUCUAUACUGAUGCUAUUUGCUAUCAAGACCCUCGUCCAUAUAUUCCAUUUAAUUGCAGUAAUGAAAUUAAUACUAUUGGUAGAUAUGGGGAAAUAAUUUGUUCAACAUUAAUUUCAAAAUAUUAUUCUUUCAAAUUUGUUGAGGGUCCUUGUGUCGAUGAUAAAUUAAUUUUUUUGGGUAUAUGUUCAUCAGUAUGUGGCAAAAAUAUUAUAAUCAAUUACGAUCCUUUUCAAAAUUACAUUAUUACAACCUACCUUUCGAAUGAUUGUACUGGAAUUGGAAGUACUGAAUUCUAUGGAUCAAUUGAUUGUAAAAAUCAAUUAUUAUCAAAAACUAAUAACGAUCAAUAUUUAUCCUGUUUAAAAUCAACUCCAAAUAUAGAAUCAAAUGGAUCAAUAUCUUCUAAAUUAAUUACAAUCCACAAAUUUAUAUUAUUAACAUUUUUAUUAAUAAAUUUAUUGUUUUAA
This is a messenger RNA of Dictyostelium discoideum AX4, 642 nucleotides long. RefSeq lists its product as hypothetical. The coding region runs from base 1 to 642 and encodes 213 amino acids. The transcript has a single exon. The record is from RefSeq and is a predicted model, not a curated record. NCBI's taxonomy places the organism in Eukaryota, Evosea, Eumycetozoa, Dictyosteliales, Dictyosteliaceae.